AUGGCCUCCGUUCCCGCCGAAAUCAACAUCAAGAACGUCACCGGCAGCUAUGCCAUGAACAAGAAGCUCUCCGACUCCACCGGGCCCAUGCUCAAGAUGCAAAAGAUCCCAUGGCUCGUGCAGCAGGCCGCCAACUACUCGAGUGUCUCCGUCAACCUGAAGCAGUACACCGACGACCAGGGUGUCGUGCACGUCGACCAGGAGCAGGUUUCCUCCGUCAACACCCAGCACGAGCCGAGAAUUUUGGACAACCAGAUGCAUGAGCGGGACAUUCAGUACUGGGGCAAGGUCAAGGGACGGUCGCAAUUCGCCAAAGUCGCCGACCUUCAAGACGCCUACCUCAAAGAGGGCUGGGAAGGCGAUGAAAUUCUCGAGUCCUUCGCCGAGAGUCUUGAAAAUGGCUGGACCGCUGAUCAGGUCUGGGGUUUCGCCGAGGUCGAGGGUGUGCGUCGCCACGUCCGUCGUAUCUUGUCCAAGAAGGGCAAGGAUGAGUUGCGCAUUCGUCUGGUCUACGACUGGGCUCCUCCUUCGUAGAGAGCAUUGCCAUGACGAGCUGGACGGCAAAC
Messenger RNA from Zymoseptoria tritici IPO323, 566 nucleotides. RefSeq lists its product as uncharacterized. The record is from RefSeq and is a predicted model, not a curated record. The transcript is spliced from 2 exons. The coding region runs from base 1 to 534 and encodes 177 amino acids. NCBI's taxonomy places the organism in Eukaryota, Fungi, Ascomycota, Dothideomycetes, Mycosphaerellales, Mycosphaerellaceae.